UCAUGCCAAAAUUAGAGGAAGAUGAAGUUUUCCUUGAUCAUCAAAUUUGCUCAAAGAAACCAUUGAUUCCUUAUCGUUAUUUCAUCAUGUUCAUGGUCUUGGCAGCGACAACGGUACUUUCCGCUGUUCGGAAUACAAUUAAUGUCGCAAUUAUCGCAAUGGUUGAUGACCCAACGGAUGAACAUUCAACGGGAACAAUUAACACAACCAGAAACCAGCAAUUUACGACUCAGCAAUUUGAUUGGAAUCAACAUGAACAGGGAAUCAUUUUGGGCUCAUAUUAUUACACUUAUACUGCGAUUCAAAUUUAUGCUGGAAAUUUAUCUGAUAAGUUCAAUGUCGUCCAUUUAAUGGCCUUAACUCAGUUGAUUGUAACUCUUUGUACCUUCAUCACUCCGUUGGCAGUUUCAUUUUCAAUUUAUUACAUGAUCACGAUUCGUAUGAUCAUGGGAUUAGUUCAAGGGGUCACUUUUCCGUGUUUGUAUAACAUGAUUGAGAAUUGGUUUCCACCCACUGAGUUAGGGUUCGCUCAAGGUUUGGCCGCAGCGGGUUGUGAUCUUGGUUCAGCGUUAACCUCCAUUUUCACUGCUUGGAUAAGUGAACGGGGAAUUUGGGGCGGUUGGCCUGCUGCUUUCUACACAAUGGGUAUGUUCAAUCUCGUUUUCGGCCUUGUUUGGAUGGCGAUGGUCACACGAGAUCCAUUUUCGAAUCGAUUUGUUUCCGAUUAUGAGAAGCGUCAAUUGUACCAUAUUGUUCAAAACACCAAAACGGAGCAACCAAAGAUCAAAUCAACGCCUUGGAUUAAAAUGAUCACCUCUUUACCCCUUUGGUCAGUAAUUAUCACCAAAGGGAUCAUUGGAUUAGCUUAUUCAGUGAUUAACAGUAAAAUUCCGGUUUAUCUUGAUUCGGUUCUUGGUUAUAAGCUUGAAAAUAAUGGACUAAUUAAUGGACUUUUAUACAUCGGUUCGGGAUCUACACAACUCACUUGUGGUCCAAUAUCAAAGUACUUGAUUGCCAGAGGUUUGAUUGGCCGAACAGCGACCAGAAAACUUUUCGAAACAAUUUCUCUUUCUGGGAUAAUUGUAAGUCUGAUCGCAGUUUGUUAUCUUGGUGAUAACGCUCAUCUAAUUGUGACCUGUUUGAUAAUGUCCAUGGUUUUUCAUGGAGUCAAUUUGGGCGGUGAUGUGCCCAUUGUAGCGGAAAUGGCCCCAGGUCUUAUUGGGACAACUUUUGGAUUCGCAAAUACCAUUGCGAGUGCUUCGGGAUUCAUAGCUCCAGCUUUGAUUGCUGUGAUUCUGGGAGAUGAUGCGGGUUCACAAGCUAAAUGGAUUCUCGCUUUUCAAAUUGUCGCUGGACUACAAUUCGUAGCACUUAUAUUAUUUGGUAUCUUCGCCACGGCCGAACCACAAUCUUGGGGUAAAGUUGAAAAUUUACAUUUAGACGAACCAGUCAGUCGAUUAUCCCAAGAAUCGGAAAAGAUUCAAGAAAUUAACAACAAUUAAGUUAUGAAAAAUGUUCAUUUAAAAGUCUAUGUAAAUAUUUAGGUGACAAUUAAAACUUAAUAACAUUUUACUACAA
Molecule: messenger RNA, 1578 nt
Organism: Panonychus citri (citrus red mite)
Lineage: Eukaryota; Metazoa; Arthropoda; Arachnida; Trombidiformes; Tetranychidae
Exons: 4
Coding region: 3-1502 (499 amino acids)
Biological process (GO): monoatomic anion transport; transmembrane transport
Molecular function (GO): transmembrane transporter activity
Source: RefSeq, a predicted model, not a curated record